CUCUAUAUGAAUUAACUUUUCGAACUAGGUUGAAUAGACAUGGGCAAAACUAUGGCAAUAGGGAGGUUUUGGGAAACCAAUUUAUUGGACAAAUCAUCACGUGUACCUAUAUAUAGUAUUGGAACAGUUUUUUCCCUACUAGUUUAUCAAUUUUAUUAUAUAUGAUAAUGAUAUGAGAUGAUGAUUUAAUAUAACUUUAAGAAAUUAAAAAAAAACUAUAGAAUAGUAUGUUGGAUGAAAAACAUGGAAAAGAUACAACUAUACUAUUAUUUGUUUUUACUUGUUGUUGUAGCAGACCAUGCAGCAGCUAGUACACAAGUGAAGUUUCUUCCAGGUUUUGAAGGACCACUUCCUUUUCAACUCGAAACUGGGUAUGUCGGAGUUGGUGAUUCAGAAAUUGUGCAAUUAUUCUAUUAUUUUAUAGAGUCGGAGUCUGAUCCAGACUCCGACCCUCUUAUGCUUUGGAUCACUGGAGGCCCUGGUUGCUCUGCUUUAUCUGGCCUUAUCUAUGAGAUAGGACCAAUAACAUUUGAACCAGUAGAAUACAAUGGGAGUUUUCCUAAAAUGAUACUAAAUCCCUACUCAUGGACAAAGGUGUCAAGUAUUAUUUUCUUAGACUUAUCGGUGGGAACUGGAUUUUCCUAUGCAACGACUCUAGCAGCUCGACAAUCAUCUGAUUUACAAGCGAGUGAUCAUGCAUAUCAGUUCCUUCGCAAGUGGUUUGUCGAUCAUCCAGAAUUCUUAAAGAAUCCAUUUUAUGUUGGUGGAGAUUCAUAUUCAGGCAUUGUUGUUCCCAUCAUUACUCAAAUUAUAGCAAUUAAGAAUGAAAUGGAAGUCGAACUAUUUAUUAAUCUUAAGGGAUAUUUACUCGGAAAUCCAGUGACUUUUAAAGAUCAUGAAGACGAUUAUAAAAUUCCAUUUGCUUAUGGAAUGGGACUUAUAUCUGAAGAACUCUAUGAGUCGUUGAAAUCUAGUUGUAAAGGAGAGUAUUUCAAUAUUAAUGCAAGCAAUGCACCGUGUUUGCAAGAUGUUCAAACUUUUAACGAGCUUCUUAAAGGAAUUUAUAAAGCCCAUAUUUUGGAGCCCAAAUGUAAGCGUUUUUCGCCAAGGCCACACCAAUUGUUUGGCGAAAGAAGAUCUCUACAUCAACUUAACAAUCUUCCUGGACUUAUAAAAUGUCGCGAAAAUUGGUACAAACAUUCUUAUCAUUGGGCUGAUGAUGAUCAAGUUAGAGACGCCCUCAACAUCCGAAAGAGGAGUACUGGAAAAUGGAAGAGAUGUGAAAGUAAUUUGCAAUACAAUAGGAUGGUCAUGAGUAGCAUACCAUAUCAUAAAAACCUCAGUAGUAAAGGUUACAGAUCUCUUAUAUACAGUGGAGAUCAUGACAUGAUUGUCACUUUUCCAUCAACUCAAGCAUGGAUAAAAUCUCUUAACUACUCAAUAGUCGAUGAUUGGCGAGCUUGGACUGUUGACAAUCAAGUUGCCCGUUACACAAGAAGUUACUCAAAUCAGAUGACAUUUGCAACAGUGAAGGGAGCAGGGCAUACUGCACCAGAAUAUAAACCUCGUGAAUGUCUGGCCAUGCUCACAAGGUGGAUGUCUUACCAGCUUUUAAUGAUAAAUAUGGCAAAAACAGAGCUAUGCUACUGCUUAUUUUUAUUUCUUGUUGUAGCAGAGCUCGCAGCAGCAACUGGUUCAACAGUGAAGUUUCUUCCUGGUUUUCAGGGACAACUUCCUUUUGAACUUGAAACUGGGUAUGUUGGAGUUGGUGAUUCAGAAAAUGUGCAAUUAUUCUAUUAUUUCAUAGAGUCGGAGUCUGAGCCAGACUCCGACCCUCUUAUGCUUUGGAUCACUGGAGGCCCUGGUUGCUCUGCUUUAUCUGGCCUUGUCUAUGAGAUGGGACCAAUAACAUUUGAGGCAGUUGAAUACAAUGGGAGUUUCCCUACAAUGAUACUAAAUCCCUACUCAUGGACAAAGGUGUCAAGUAUUAUUUUCUUAGACUUACCGGUGGGAACUGGAUUUUCCUACGCAACAACUCCAGCAGCUUUACAAUCAUCUGAUUUACAAGCGAGCGAGCAUGCAUAUCAGUUCCUUCGCAAGUGGUUUGUUGAUCACCAAGAAUUCUUAGAGAAUCCAUUUUAUGUUGGUGGAGAUUCAUGUUCUGGCAUGAUUGUUCCCGUCAUUACUCAAAUCGUAGCAAUUAAGAAUGAAAUAAUGGAAGUCGAACUAUUUAUUAAUCUUAAGGGAUAUUUACUUGGAAAUCCAACGACUUUUGAAGGUGAAACCAAUUAUAGAAUUCCAUUUGCUUAUGGAAUGGGACUUAUUUCUGAUGAACUCUAUGAGUCGUUGAAAUCGAAUUGUAAAGGAGAGUAUUUCAAUAUGAAUGCAAGCAAUGUGCCGUGUUUGCAAGAUGUUCAAACUUUUAACGAGCUUCUUAAAGGAAUUAAUAAUCCCCAUAUUUUGGAGCCCAAAUGUAAGCGUUUUUCGCCAAGGCCACACACAUUGUUUGGCGAAAGAAGAUCUCUACAUCAACUUAACAAUCUUCGUGGACUUAUAAAAUGUCGCGAGAAUUGGUACAAACAUUCUUAUCAUUGGGCUGAUGAUGAUCAAGUUAGAGACGCCCUCAACAUCCGGAAGGGGACUAUCGGAAAAUGGGAGAGAUGUGCAAGUAAUUUGCAAUACCAAAUGAUGAUCACUAAUAGCUUACCUUAUCAUAAGAACCUCAGUAACAAAGGUUACAGAUCUCUUAUAUACAGUGGAGAUCAUGACAAACUUGUUACUUUCCAAUCAACUCAAGCAUGGAUCAAAUCUCUUAACUACUCUGUUGUCGAUGAUUGGCGAGCUUGGACUGUUGACAAUGAAGUUGCCGGCUACACAAGAAGUUACUCAAAUCAGAUGACAUUUGCCACAGUGAAGGGAGCAGGGCAUACUGCACCAGAGUAUAAGCCUCGUGAAUGUCUAGCCAUGCUCACAAGAUGGAUGUCUCAUCAGCCUUUGUAAUCAACAAAUGUAUUACAAUUGUUUAAUCGUGUGAGAUCGCUCACUCAUAUUAUUGGUCUUAAGUUCGAAUAAAUAAAAAGAAGACUGUCAAGAGUUAAUAGAAAACAAUUUUCUGUAACUUAUAAAGAUAGGAAGAAGACUGCGUUAGUACAUCUUAUCCUUCCAAAUACGGAAUUAAACAAAAUUUACUGUUUGGUCUAAGUUUAUAUUUAUUAAUUAUUUUUUAUUAAUGUACGUCAAUGUCCAGUCACCUCGAAAUGAUUGAUGAGUCAAUUGUAUGAAUAUCGCAAAUACUCUAUCUGUUUAAUAAAGGAUGACCUAGUUUGAUUUAGAACGAA
Solanum lycopersicum (tomato) is the source of this 3338-nucleotide messenger RNA. RefSeq lists its product as uncharacterized. Gene Ontology annotation, biological process: secondary metabolic process; proteolysis. The record is from RefSeq and is a predicted model, not a curated record. Gene Ontology annotation, molecular function: serine-type carboxypeptidase activity; acyltransferase activity, transferring groups other than amino-acyl groups. NCBI's taxonomy places the organism in Eukaryota, Viridiplantae, Streptophyta, Magnoliopsida, Solanales, Solanaceae.